Messenger RNA from Didymodactylos carnosus, 1776 nucleotides. NCBI's taxonomy places the organism in Eukaryota, Metazoa, Rotifera, Eurotatoria, Philodinida, Philodinidae. The record is from the annotation of a GenBank genome assembly.
AUGCGUUUAAAUAAAGAGAGUAUUGAUCCUCGUAUUCUAUGUAAUGUAUUAGCACCAAUUUUUAUUUGUGGUUUUAUUGGUAAUAUUAUUUGUAUUAUUGUUUUUUUACGACCACGUUUUCGUCUUCGUUCAAUAUCUGUUUAUUUUAUUGCUCUAUUUUUUAAUGAUUGUCUUUUAUUAUUUAUUUCACAUGUUGGAAAAAUGUUAAUAUUUGAUGCACAAGAAUCAUGUUGGUUUAAUUCAUAUUUAACAAAAUUUAUUAAUAUUAUUAAAUAUCGUGAAAUGAUUUAUAAAAAAUCUUUAUCUGUUUUAACUUAUAAUACAACAUAUACUCAAAUAGCUAUGUUAAUAUUUAUGUUUAUGUCAAUUCAACGUGUAAGAACAUUUUCAUCAUUAUCUUAUCGUGAAAGUAAAAUGUGUGCACUAUUAUUAACAUCAAUUGCAUUUAUAUAUGGAAUUAUUGUUUCAUAUGUACAAUUAUAUGAUGGAUUUUGUAUUCAUAAUUUAAAUUUAAAUUCAACAGAACAUACAGAUAUAGAUAAUAUAAUUAAUCAAACAAGAUAUAGAAAUGAAAAUUGUCUUAUACAAAAUCAAAAAUUAAUGACAACAACUAUAACUAAACGUACAUUUUUAUUCGAUGAAUUACGUGAGCGCAAUGUUUCAAACAAAACUGUAAACACCGAUGAUCCAUAUGAAACAUUUAAUCUUUUUUCUAAAUCUACGACCUUUAUUCCGUCUGAUCUAGAACUACUUAUAAAUAAUCCCUAUUCGUCUUUUAAUUCACGUCAAAAACGUAAUCUAUUUUCAAAUACGAGUAUAAAUUCAAUUGAUAAUCAAACAUGUUAUAAUGAAGAUGAAUUACAUUUAUUUCGUCAUCGUUCAAUUGCUCAUAUUCAUUUACGUCAAUAUAUGAUUAUAAAUUGGGAAGAUGAACUUAAAAAUCCAACCGAUUGUCAUUUAAAACAAUUUCCAUCUGAAUUACGAUUAUCUAUUAAUAAUCGAACACAAAUUAAUCAUUUUAAACCAUUAAAACAUGAUUAUUUUCUUGAACAUCAAUUUUGUACACAAACUUAUCAAUUUUUAGAAUUAUAUGCCAAUUGUACAUUUCCAUUAAAACCAUUAACAUUUCAAAAUUCAUAUAAAUUUUUAUAUGAUAGACGAUUUUCUUUUAAUCGUUAUACAAUCGGAUUUAUUCUUGGAACAUUUAUACCAUCAUUUAUUUGUAUUGUAUCAAGUAUUAUAUGUCUUUAUUAUAUUGCUAAUCGACCAUCAAUAAGAAAACAUAGUCAUUCACGAGCUGAAUUAAGAAGUAUUUAUUUAAUAUUAGUUGAAAUUACUCUUAGUUUAUUAAGUGCUUUACAAUCAUAUAUUAUUAAUUUUACAACUUGUCAUCAUAUUUUAUUUCGUAAAGAGACAGAUAAUUGUUAUGGUACAGGUGAUAAUAUUUUACCCAAUUUUCUUGGUAGUAUUCUUGAACUAUUUACAUCAACAUCAAAUAUAAUUAUUUUAUGUAUAUGUGGAUCACAAUUUCGACAUGAAUUAUUAACAAUAUUUACAUCAAUUAAAAUAAGUCAAAAACGUAGACAUGGUAAUACUUCACAUUCUCAGAUAAAUUAUAAUAAUCAUAAUCAUUCAAUAAUUGAUAAUCCUAGUAUACUUGUACAAUUACCACAUGAUCGUACAACGAAUUCAUGUUUAAUUUAUAAAAAAAAUGAUAUAAACAACGAAAAUAAUAUUGAUUUAACAAGAUGUUUAUUAAAAUCUACAACCGUAUGA